UGGCGGAAUACAGUAGCAGCUCAGUACUAUAUUUACAGCAUGUAAAUGCACAGUAUGAGAACUACAGCGCUCACUUGCACUGCGAAUAGUAGUAGUUACUGUAUAAGCGGAGUGCCACAAGUCACCAGGUGGUGUGUAUGAAGUGCACAGCUGGGAAAUCCUUCAGAAGCCGUAUCCUGCCGCGGAAUUCUUUCCCUAGCCUUCACGACCUGCCUACCGCUCUCAUUAGGCUCCUCCCAUUCCCUCCCACAUGGGUACUUUGCAUUGUUAUGGGGGAGGGGAAGGAGAGGUGGAGCUAGAACAAGGGGAAGUAAAAAAAAAAUAUAAUCCUGGCUGAGCACUUUCCCCCCUAAAAUAUGAUGAAUUAAUUUUUGGAUUGUGGAUUUUUUUUUAAUCAUAUGCACGCGAUUGUAAGCGCUUAAUGUUGGCGGAUGUAUUGGCCCGGCUGCGUGUGUUGCAUCCUCUGAACAGGCGUUGCAAUAACCCUCUAUGUGUCUAGGCCACUUGGGUCCUGCAUUGAGAACCCGUGCUGGGAUGACUUGGAGACCCCGGGCCGACUGCUGCUCAAACACCGCGGCAUUAUUUUACCGCGUUGAAGUAACGGUAGAAUUACUGGGUCAUUCCAGAUAGUCCAGUUUCCAUAAGACCUACUGGCUAUUGAUCAGGAAGAAGCUGACACAAAUCAUGUGAUUAACAGGAAAUCCUCUCAUCCAAUCAAGCACAAAAAUUGACAUGGACGAAGAAGAUGGCCGGUGUUUGUUAGAUGUGAUAUGUGACCCCCAGGCUCUGAAUGACUUCUUACAUGGACCUGAUCAGAUUGGUGGCGAUGACCUCUUGGAUAACACAGGAGAUGCUGCAAGUGCCUUCUUUGUGGGCACUGGGCUUCAUGUUCAGGAAGCUCCAGGAAACCAUCUAACAACAGAAUCUAACCCUCCCACUUCAAGUGUAGAUUUAGACUUUUUGGAGGAUGAUGACAUUCUUGGGUCUCCUUCAGCUGGCAGUGCCAGUCUUGCUAGUGCUGAUCAGCCCUGUGACAUCCUUCAGCAGAGCCUGCAGGAGGCUAACAUUACAGAACAGACUCUGGAAGCUGAGGCAGAGUUGGACUUGGGCUCCUUUCAGCUCCCCACCCUACAGCCGGUGGUGCAGGCCGCCCCGGAUGGAACCCCCCAGAUAUUUUCUGGAGGAGCUGACCUUAUUGGGCUGCAGCAGCCAGCAGUGCUGACCCAUCAAGCCCUGGUGCAACAGUCUGUAGGGGGAGAUGUGGUCAACAAAGCUAUCAGUGUCCAACCUUUUCUUCAACAAGUCGGCCUUGGCAAUGUUACUAUUCAGCCAAUCUCUAACCUGCCAGGACUUCCAAAUGGCAGCCCUGGUGGGGCACUUGGCAUUGGGCAGAUACAAGUUGUUGGACAGCAGGUCAUGGCCAUUAACCAACCUGCACAACAGAUUAUUGCCAAGCAGGUGCAAUCAACUCAAGUUGCUAAUUUACCUGUGGGAAGCUAUUUGACAGGGGCAAACACAGAACAACAGCAAGUCACACUUACAUCAAGUGGAGUAUCACCACAGAACACAGGAUUAGUCUUGCAGAACAAAAUCCCAACUGUGGCCACAACUCUUAAUGGAAAUUCUAUGUUUGGUAGUGUUUCAGCAGCGCAGUGCACACAAUCCCUCACAGUUACAUCUAGCUUAAACAGCCCAGUUAUUAUACAGAGAACUCCAACUCCUAUUCAGCCAAAACCUGCUGGAGUCCUGCCACAGAAACUGUUUCAGAUAUCCCCCAAACCUUUUACUCCAAACAAUGCUACACUUACCAUUCAGGGAGAGGCUGCACUGCAGCAGCCAAAGACUCAGCAGAACUUGGCUUUUAUGACAGGCAAGCCGGGACCAAAUGUGCUGCUGUCCAGCUUUCCCCAGGGGCUCCCCACCAAUAUGUUUAAACAGCCACCCUCACAGCAGCAUUCACUUGGCAAGCCAAUGAGUGUUCAUCUUCUAAACCAAGGCAGUAGUAUUGUCAUACCUGCCCAGCAUGCCCAAGCUAUGUUGCAGGGGCAAAAUCAAUUUCUUCUGCCUGGCCAGCUUGCAGGGGCAUCAGCCGUCCAACCACUUUCUGCCCUCCAGGCCAACAUGGGAGGGCAGAUCCUGGCUGCCUCCCAUCCUAGUGGACAAGCUCACAUAAUUGCCAGCCAGGGCCCAGGGGGGCAGCUCCUCAACCAAGCACUGCCUGCCCAAAUUCUUACAAACCAGAAUAUUGCAAGCCAGUUGAACUUGGGACAGGUCCUUGCAUCCCAGAAUGCGCAUGGCACAGCUCACAUCUUUUCAGGGCAAAUUCAGCUGCAAGCGGGACAGGUAGGCCAACCCACCUUGUUUCAAAUGCCAGUAUCUUUGGCUGGGAGUUUGAGCACUCAGAGCCAGGCGUCAGUCGCCACAUCUUUGAAUCAAGCAGGGCAGACAGUCAUCCAAGGGGUAACUUUACCCAACCAGGUUGCAAUGUUCAAUCCGUCAGAGAAUCUUGGGCAAGCAGUUAGUAUCCAGCAGACACCUGGAGGCAGCAGCCAAAGCCCAGGCAUUGUGCAGCAGCAAUCUCAACAAGUUGUCCAGGGUUCCAGCAUCCUACCCAAUGCAGACCAGGCCUCAAUUUUGACCGUCCAAACUGCACAGCAGGCUUCUCAUGGCCAGCCCCAGCUUCAGUUGAAUGUACAACAGCAGACACAACCUCAGCAAACUAUACCUGUCCAGUCUCAGCCUAGCCCCAGCUUGGCCACUAGCCCAGACAAGAUUAUUCUCGGUGGAACACCAUCGGGUACUAUCCUGAGUGCAGAAUCCAUGCAGAUGUUUUUGCAGCAGAAGAAUCAGCAGUUUUAUGAAGCAGCCUUGAAAAUGCAGCAGGAGAGCAGCCUGGUUCAGACUUCUGCUGCAACACACGUACCCAUGCCAAUCUACAGCCUAGCAGCUUCCGCCAGCACACUGAACAGCAGCAGUACAACCACUACCAGCAGUAGCGUCCCUGCCUCCGUCAUAGUGAGCAGCAGUGCCGGCUCUGCCUCCCAGCUCAACCGUGAGCUAGUCCAGAACCUCGGAACCGCAGCGGAGCCCAAAGGACAGAGCCACAUACCUCAUUUCCCAUCCAGCCAGUCUCAGCAGGCUCUGGCCUGCCAGAUUCCAUCCGGACAACAGAAGCUGCCCGGAGCCUCCCCAUCCCACUCGCUACCUCAUCCCCCAAGCCCACAGUUACAGCCUUCCUCUUCCCACCUUUCUCAAAUGCAGUCACCCCAUCAAUCUCGUCCCCCCUCGCAGCCACAGCCCCUUUCGAGGCCACCAUCUCGUCCCCAUUCACGUCCUCCAUCUCAGCCACAGAGUGUUCCCCGCCCUCCAUCCGAACCCCUCUCUCGAUCGUGUACCCCACAAAUGCAGAAUCUGUUUGUCAUUCAAAACCAAAUUGCCUCACCACAUGGGUCCUCACAGCACCCCUUACGCCCCCCAUCUCAACCUCAGGUACAGACUCCAUUUGCUUCCCACCAGCCGUCAGAUAUUCCACAAACUUUGUCUUCCCCUCAGCAGCACAUUCAGCUUCAAGUUCAGUUGAGCACCCCUCAAUCCGAGGUUCGAGCAGGUGUCCCUGUCUCCCUCCAAGCCACUCCUCCAUCAGAUCCCCAGACCCACUCAUUCCAACUACAGUUCCCCAUCAAAACAUCCAUCUCACCUCAAACUGCUGGUCAGCCGCUCCAUCUGACCGCAGACUCCCAGCGUACCUUCCAGAUGACACAAAGUCAGAUACAGGCACUCUCUCUCCAAAACUCAGUGCCCCAACAAAAACAGCUGUUGGAAAGAUAUCAACAGAUGCAGCAGCUGCAGCAAGGACUAAUGCUUCCCUCCCAUCAGCCAGCAACCAGCACCCAGACAUCCCCAGCACUUGGGGGACAGUACAGUGGGCAGGCUCCCUCUGUACUGACCAGUGGACAAGGCCAAUCUGUGCCCACCCAAGGCCCUCUGCUUGGGCAUUCCCCUGGACAGGUGCAGGUUGGAGGAAGUAGCCAGACAGCACAUCUUUCAACACUACUUCAGCAGCAACAGGCAACUGUUCUUGUAAACAAUUCAGGGCCUGCUACUGUGCCCCUAGACGCAAAUGUUUAUCCUGGCACUGUGGGAAAAUCUGUCAGUGGACAGAGUAAAUCUAUCGCUACUCUUCCAGUGCAAACACCGGCCAAGACAGCAGUGAUCAGUUCAGUUUCUGGACUGAGUUUGGGCAAGGGCUCUGUUCAGAUCCAGUUUGUUGGCAAAGGCAUAUCUCAGAUUGUUCCCACUGCUCAGACAACGACCCAGCCACAGUUUGAAAGUAAAUUUGGAGCAUUGAAAACACUUCCAACACUACAGCCAAGCAAGGAAGCUUGUUUUCUAGAGCAUUUGCACAAACAUCAAGGCUCUGUUUUGCAUCCUGACUACAAGUCUCCCUUUCACUCAUUCGAAGAUGCCUUUCAUAGACUUCUUCCUUACCAUGUAUAUCAAGGUCUUCUGCCAACUACACAGGACUUAAGGAAGGUUGAUGAUGAAUUUGAGGUUGUAUCUACUCAACUUCUAAAGCGUACACAGGCCAUGCUAAACAAAUAUCGCUUGCUGCUCUUGGAGGAAUCCAGGAGAGUGAGCCCUUCUGCAGAGAUGGUUAUGAUUGACAGAAUGUUCAUUCAGGAGGAAAAAGUUACUUUGUCCUUAGACCGGCAGCUGGCCAAGGAGAGACCAGAUGAAUAUGUAUCCUCCUCUUCCUCGCGGUCUCAGACAUUUGUGCCGACCACACCCUCUGUAUCUUCCUCUCCUUGUCCAGUCUCAACACCUGAGACCCUGAAGCCUACUGUAGUACAGACUUCCAACCCGAUCCACCCGACCAAGCUGGUGAUUAAGCACAGCGGCGGAGGUUCUCCUUCUGUCACAUGGGCCAAAGCGUCACCAUCCCUUGACACUGAUGAGGAUGCUCUUCCAUCCCGUAGCAGACCUCCUAUUAAGACAUAUGAGGCACGUAGCAGAAUUGGAUUAAAGCUGAAGAUCAAGCAAGAGGCUGGACUUAGCAAAGUUAUCCACAACACAGCCUUGGAUCCUGUGCAUCAGAAUCCUCCUCCACCACUUCCACCCCCUGCUCCACCUACAGUGCCUACCUGCACUGUCAUCAAAGCUGCUGUCCAGUCUUCCCCAGCCACCAUCACUACGCCCACUGGACAGAUGAAUGGUACAUUAGAGCAUUCUUUACCUGCCGAGAAGAAGCCACUGGCAACAUACUGCCGGCUACCUCUACGCAAGACGUACAGAGAGAAUGUAGAUGCCUUUGUCACGGGGAAACCAGGGGGUGUGUUGUCAAAAAUGGAUAAGCCAGCACAACCUCCCCCUGUGAUGCAACAGGUAAAGCAGGAGGAUGGUUCGAGAAGUGUCAUUACAUCCCAUAAGACACAAGGGAGCUCAAAUACUGAAAAGGCGAAGAAAGAGGAAAGUGCCAAGCUAGGGAUUUACAACAGAGUGGAAUCUAAGCUCAACAACAGUGAUGAGAACCCUGUGGUGUUGAGGCAUGAUGUCAAGGAUGAUGAUCAGAGCUAUUACAGAAGGAUUAUUAAAACAGAACCUCCAGAUAAUGAGACAGAGCUGAACUGGGAGAUGCAACUUCCCUCAGCAAAAAGGCUAAAGACUGAACAUUUUGAUGUUGACAAUGCUAGCUUCUCUAGUGACAGUCCACAAGAUGAUACUCUAAAUGAGCACCUACAAAGUGCUAUUGAUAGUAUCCUUAACCUCCAGCAGCCCCAGAGUGGUGCAGGAACAAAUUCUCUUCUCCGCUCCUCUACCCAGACAUCUUACCACCAUUCUUCAUCAUCUUCUCCAUUCUCCUCCCCAGUCCACCGCACAGACUCUUACCUUACCCCCAACCAUAAUGGAGGCCUAGGUACCAGGACGUUAAAUAGAUAACAAGGGGACAAUGUAGAACUGAGUGAGCGAGCCAUGAGAUUUUAAUCAUUGUGUCUGGCUGAGGAGAAAAGAAUUUAAAUGGACAAAGGGAGUUUGCAAAUGGGACAUGAAAUGCCAGAUUUAUCUGCAGCAGAAGCGAGCAGUAGACUCGUAUUUUCAAAAUAAGCCUCAAUAUUUUCCAUUCAUCAGUGUCCUACUGAGAGUGGUUCUGCAAGAAGAUUGUGCUGUCCCUCCUGUAUUGCGCCUUGAGAGGACGGCCUUUAAAUUGGAAAUGCGCAAUGUGUGCAUUGAUUUCUCCUUCUGUCUGUGCAGUCAAAGAUUUUAAGAACAUAUCCAGUUGGUGAUCUGUUGCCUUUAAAACUUAAGCUUUUUUUCUUUCUUCCUUUACUUCUUUCCCACCUGUGUUCUCCUUUCUCAUCUCAACUUGAUGAAAUUUCAAAGUGGGGGGAAAAAAGACCGACCUUGACAAAGACACCAGAUUUACAAAAGAAUGGGACUGGCUUAUAAACAAAACAAAUCAUAUUAAAAUUAUUAUAAUGAUUAUUUCUUUAAGUUAUUCAUACAAGAAGUCAGGGGAUUUUUAUGUUCUAUGUCGUAUUUCUUUAUUAUUUUUUAUAUUAUAUUCCUGUCUGGGGGAACGAGCAAAUGAAUGCACAGUGCUCUAGGAGCAUAGAAAAAAACUGCAACCAUAAAUGGGACUUUCACUUUAUUUUUGAAUUGACAAUUAUUCUAAGGGUUCCUCUACAGAGAGGGUGGAAACUACAAAGGGUGAUCAAACUCAAGCUCCCCAUAAUUGUUUCAACAGAGACUUGUUUCAGCUGUAGGGUUUCUUGAGAGUGCUCAUUCAUUGAACCUCUGCAAUUCAAAAUAAAUAAACAAAAAAAGCAAAACAGUCCAGCUCCUAAGAAGCAUAUCAUGCUUAUACUUAAUCAUGGUUCCUUAGGGUAGUUACAUUUUUGUCAGUGUGUGUCCAAUUUUUAGACAUUGCAAUGUACAGGAAAGAGGGGGGUGGACCAGACCGACAGGGUCUUGGCAGAAUUUGCACAAAGCUAAGAAUGUGACACUAUUUAUCCUAAUUUAAUGUUCCGUUAUCAAUGUGCAGAAAACCGUUGAAACUCAAUUUUAAUUCUGCUCUGAUGUAACCAAUAUACUGUCUUCCUGCUUCCCAUUCCCAGCCUAGUGUGCCGACUGGGUCAGCAAUUUCUGUUAAUAAAAAUCAGUGUUUUGCUAAUUUCAAACUGGAGCAGAAUGUCCUGCAGUUAAAAAUAAUAUACUGUAAGCACCCAAAUUGGGCAAACUUCUGGGAGGGAGAUGCAAAUCUACCCUAUAUGUACCAAAAAUGUUUUGUUUUUGUUUUUUACAUUAAAUUUAGUAAAAUAAAGUUUAUUGGAUACAGAAGUGAUUGUCUUUCAGCUGUGAACAAACUAUACGAUGAGGCCGAAAGCAACAAUUUGGUAAGAUAAAAUGAAGUUUAUUGGGUUUUAAGAGGAUUAUCAUAGGAUGGGUGCAGACUGGAAGCCUACAGAGCAUAUAUUUAACAUGAAAGUAGGAAUGUUUUGGCAGCCAGUUAUAUUGUAGCCCCAAUUAAAUGCCCCUCAGUUUUCUAGGAGAGAAAUAAUCAGAGACAAUUCACCCUGUACAAAUACCCCUACCUCUAUUUUUAUUUUCUUGUGCAAAGCUUUAGAAGUCUGUAAGGAGCCAUUUUGAACCCUACAUCCUGAAUUCACUCCCCUAUCAUGUAAUAAUCUGUGCCAUCUCUGAAAGUUUUGUUUCACCCCGUCAAUAGUUCCCCCUCUCAUUCAUCAUCCAAGCCAACAUUACAGUCUGAAUAUAGUACUAUAAAAGGAUUUGUACUGUAUUUAUAAUGUAUAAUGAUUUUUUUAAAAGAAUGAUGUACAUUUAGUACUGCUGUGUAAAUUAAAUUUGCUCCUCUUUUUAAAAACUGUAUGUUUUUUUUUUUUUGAAAAAUGUUUUAAAAAUACAGAAUCUAAAACAAAGAGUAAAUGAUUUAUUGUUUGUCAGCAGCACAAGGAUUCCUUCUCAAUGCUGCAGUGCUAUUGGACAAGUCAUAUUGAAAAGACAAUUACAGGUUAUGAAGGUUAUGAAGUUAAAAAAAAAAAAGUCAGUGCUGUUGCUGGAUUAACCAAACGAUGCUGUUUUGCCUGUGCUGGAAGGUUUCAGUGCUGCACAUUUUCAGACAUCCACAUACGAUUUACAGCAUUUUAUAAUUUUUGUAUUUUCAGUUUAAACGUAAGAGCUGUAGCCAC
Messenger RNA from Xenopus laevis (African clawed frog), 8204 nucleotides. RefSeq names its product BRD4 interacting chromatin remodelling complex associated protein L homeolog (gene bicra.L). Bases 733 to 5937 code for a protein of 1734 amino acids. Gene Ontology annotation, biological process: positive regulation of DNA-templated transcription. The transcript has 16 exons. NCBI's taxonomy places the organism in Eukaryota, Metazoa, Chordata, Amphibia, Anura, Pipidae. The record is from RefSeq and is a predicted model, not a curated record. Gene Ontology annotation, cellular component: SWI/SNF complex; nucleus.